AGGCAAAGUCCAUGUCAAAAUGGCUGCACUUAACCAUGUCCAUUUCCACGACUUACCAGAUUUAAUUCUCUUCAAUAUAUUCUCCUUAGUUACUGACACUCGUACCCGCAAUGCCAUUUCUCUUGUAUGCCUCAAAUGGCACCUGCUAGAGCGAUCAACUCGCACUUCCCUUGCUCUCCGGGGCAACAUUCGCGACCUCUUCCUUCUGCCAACUUGUUUCCAAGCUGUAACCAAUCUUGACCUCUCUUUGCUCUCCCCUUGGGGCCUUCCACUCUUGGAUUACUCAUCCCCUAACUCAAUACUAUUUGCUCAACUUUUUCGCCAAGCCUUCCCUUCCAUUGUUUCUCUUACAAUAUAUGCUCGAAACCCUUCAAUUCUCUAUCUUUUUGCUCCUCAAUGGCCUAAUCUACGCCAUGUUAAGCUCAUACGUUGGCAUCAACGUUUGUCUAUUCCUCUUGGUUUUGAUUUCCUCCCACUGUUUGAGCAUUGCCUUUCACUUUCUUCUCUUGAUCUCUCUCAUUUCUAUUGCUGGACAGAAGAUCUCCCUCCUGCACUUAAAACCUACCCUAAAGUUGCAGCUUCUAUCUCCUAUCUCAAUAUCCUUAUUACCUAUUCUUACGCUGAGGGAUACAAGUCCCAUGAGCUCCUUGCCAUUACAUCUGCCUGCCCGAAUCUCCGUCAGUUUCUGGCAACUUGUUUAUUUGACCACAGACUCGUUGGGUUUGUUGGGGAUGAAACUUUGCUAUGUCUUGCUUCGAAUUGUCCUCUUCUUUCUCUUCUUCACCUUGUAGAUGCUACUUCGUUGUCAAACGCCAGGGAGAACCCUGACGAUGAGGGUUACGCCACUGAAGACGCUGGAAUCAGCCAUGCAACGCUCGCGGGCCUUUGUGCUGGAUUACCACUGCUUGAGGAGUUGAUUCUUGAUGUUUGUCACAAUGUUAGAGAUACCGGAUCAGCAUUGGAAGUACUUAAUUCCAAGUGCCCGCGGCUUAAAUCUUUGAAGCUGGGACAUUUCCAUGGGAUUUGCAGGGGACUAGAUUCACAGCUAAAUGGGAUUGCACUAUGUUCCAGGUUGGAAUCCCUGUCUAUCAAGAACUCUGCUGAUUUAACCGAUUCUAGCUUGAUAGCUAUCUCACUUGGCUGCCCGAGACUGACCAAGUUUGUGGUGCAUGGUUGCAAAAGGAUCACAGAGAUAGGAUUCAGAAAGUUUUCUUCCAUCCUUAAGAGAACUUUAAUUGAUGUGAAAAUCUCUUGCUGUAAGCAUCUCAAUGCUGUGUGUUCCUUACGUGCACUAGAACCAAUUCGAGGCCAAAUACAACAAUUGCACAUAGAUUGUGUAUGGGAAAGUGUCCAACGAUUAGAAGGGGAUCUGAAUCAAAUUGCUGGAAACAAAUCUAUCCAACCAGAAAAGCAUCUGGACAAUAAGUUCUCUUCAAGGACAUGGGCAAAGUUGCAUUAUCUUUCGCUUUGGAUUUCUGUUGGGGAGCUUCUGAGUCCAUUGACUUCAUCAGUGGGCUUAAAUGACUGUCCUGUACUAGAAGAGAUACAAAUACGAAUCGAAGGUGACUGCAGGCAGCAAUCAUGGCCUUCCAUGCAUGCAUUUGAACUGAGCUCCCUUGAGUGUUAUCCUAGGCUCUCAAAGAUGAAACUGGAUUGUGGAGGUACUAUUGGUUAUGCUCUUACUGCUCCUUAUGGGUAUGCGGAUUUGAGCCUGUGGGAGCGAUUUUAUCUUAAGGGGGUUGGGAAUUUGAACCUCACUGAGCUUGAUUAUUGGCCUCCACAGGACAGAGAGAUUAAUCAUAGAGCUCUCUCUCUCCCAGCAGCAGGAUUGCUUGCACAAUGUGGGACACUCAGAAAGCUUUUUAUUCAUGGAACGGCUAGCGAACACUUGAUGAUGUUUCUCUUGAAAAUACCAACUCUCAGGGAUGUACAGCUAAGAGAAGAUUACUAUCCUGCUUCAGAAAAUGAUUUCAGCACCGAAAUGCGAGUGAGCUCAUGUUGUCGAUUUGAGGACGCCCUCAAUAGGCGUAAGAUCCCUGACUGAAAAUUGGGAGUCAAAGCUUCUCAUAGCGUAGACAUACAUUCAUAAAAAAUAGCUAACUAAAUAGAAAUAGUUAUUCCAUUUCA
This is a messenger RNA of Quercus lobata, 2127 nucleotides long. Its product is annotated as F-box/LRR-repeat MAX2 homolog A-like. The transcript has a single exon. NCBI's taxonomy places the organism in Eukaryota, Viridiplantae, Streptophyta, Magnoliopsida, Fagales, Fagaceae. Gene Ontology annotation, cellular component: SCF ubiquitin ligase complex; nucleus. The record is from RefSeq and is a predicted model, not a curated record. Gene Ontology annotation, biological process: SCF-dependent proteasomal ubiquitin-dependent protein catabolic process. Gene Ontology annotation, molecular function: protein binding. The coding region runs from base 20 to 2044 and encodes 674 amino acids.